AUGAUCGAGGCUUGGCACACGGGGACAGCGCCCAUCAACCGUUGUGUGGAGCCUCCUGCGGCCUAUGAAGCCCUUCGGGAGCUGCUCAAUGAACAAAAGAGCAAACGCGAACCCAGGCUAAACAUUAAUACAAACAUGGGCGAGUCCAUGGCAGACACACACUUAGCCGGCCCUCAACCCGGUCCCGACGAGGGCACAGUCGUCACUACAGCCGUAUCAUCCACUAGGCCAACAGACGAGAAAGCAGACAGUCGUGACAGUGUAAACACGAUUACCAGCGUAGGACGAGAGCUAAGGUCAAUGAAGGUACGAACGACAAUCCCCGACGUAGACUGA
Molecule: messenger RNA, 336 nt
Organism: Spirometra erinaceieuropaei
Lineage: Eukaryota; Metazoa; Platyhelminthes; Cestoda; Diphyllobothriidea; Diphyllobothriidae
Source: the annotation of a GenBank genome assembly